UCCCAAACACCCUGCACCCCGUCGGGUCUAGCUACCUUGGCGUCUUGCGCAAACGAGCGAGCUGCACGCAAGCAAGAGGAGCAGCAUCUCCUUCGUGGCUCAGAAUUUGCUGUCGGCCGUCCGCUGCAACGCAUCCGACUGCGCCGGCAAACCGACCGCUGACAUCAUGGCCGACGACCCGCACAACACGAGCGACCCCUCGGUUCAUGCGGAGCCCGCCGCUGCCGCAGAGGAGGACGCCGAGACGACGGCCGCGCGCCGCGAGCUGAAGCAGACCUCCAUCUCGGAGAAAACAGAACACGGCACCAUACCACUCUCGCAGGAUGAAAAGGGCGCCUCGGAGGACGAUGCACCCGAAGACAGGGCCGCCCGCCGCCGGCGGAUCACGCCCGAGAUCAGUUUAGGCGCCCCGAGGGAGGAUGCGCUGAAGGAGCAGGUGUCGUCGCCCAAGAAGAAGCGAGCGCACGACGAGCUGGAGGAAAACCGAGAUGUCACUGGCGCCCCGCUCGAGGGGGAGUCGCCCGGCCAGUCGGCCGCCUCAGCCACGGUCCAGAGCAGGACGGAUAGGUCCGAGCCCGAGAAGAAACGGCCGCGAGACCGCCAAGCCAGCGCGUCGGCGGUAGAGAGUGGGAAGGAGGAAGUCGAGCCGCUAUCCGCCAGCGCAUCGCCGAGAUCGAGCAUGGAGCAGCCUUCGGAAGCGAGAGAGCCUGCCAAGACGGAGCCGCCGAAACCAGCGUCGGCCUCGGCCUUCGCCAAGUCCGGCUUUGCAAAACUCGCCGCCUCGUCAACCUCGCCGUUCGGCACCAUAGGCGGAGCCGGCAAGCCCAGCCUGUUCGGCUCGACCGCGGGCUCCUCCAAUUUUGGCAGUGCCCUUGGCGGGUCCAAGCCGGCCGCCCCAUCCGCGCCGCCGAAACUAAGCUUCAGCGGAACCACAGCUGCGUCUCCCUUCGCCGGACUUAACGGCCAAGGGAGCGGCAGCGGCGGCGGCUCCGUGUUCAAGUCGAGUCCCUUUGCGAGCGCCUUCGGCGGCAGCGCCCUGUCCGGCGCGCGACUCAGCAACUUUGGCAAGCCCGGCGAGGCCCUUAAGAGCGACAAGCCGGCCAAGCCGUUUGGUGCGCCAGACAGUGACACUGAGGACAAGUCGGACGAGGGAAGCAGCGAGGACGAGGACACCAAGGGUGACGCCGCGUCUGAGGAUGAGGGGACCAAGGAGGACGAAAGAGAGAAGGACGACGCCAAGGCCGGCGAUGACAAGAAAAAGCCCAAGCUACAGAAGAUUGUGGUCGACGACGGCGAAGGGCAGGAGAGCACGCUCUUCUCGGUGCGCGCCAAGAUGUACGUCAUGGAGAAGGGCGUCGGGUGGAAGGAGCGGGGCUCGGGCAUGCUCAAGGUGAACGUGCCCAAGGCGACGGUCGAGCUGGACGAGCAGGGCGCGGCCGACCCGGCAUCGUUCGACCCGUCCGUGCUGCGCCAGGACGACGACGACGACAACAACAACAACGGCGGGAACGGCAACAAGGACGCCCUCCGCAAGCACGUACGCCUGAUUAUGCGGCAGGACCACACGCUGCGCGUCAUCCUGAACACCGUCAUCCUGCCGGCCAUGAAGUUCCAAGUCACGAACCGGCUGAAGACGUCGACGGUGCUGUUCACGGCCUUCGAGGGCGGCGAGGUGCGGCAGGUGCAGAUGAAGAUGAGCGAAGCAAAUGCCACGGCCUUCUCGCAGCUCGUCGAGAUGUUGAAGAAACGACUGGCGGAUGUUGAGGAACGGGGCUAGGCCGACAUGAACAGCUCCCCGCUAUGAGGGUACAAAACGGGCAACGUCCCCCUCUCUACAUAUCUUUUGUUUACCUACACGGAUCA
Molecule: messenger RNA, 1863 nt
Organism: Thermothielavioides terrestris NRRL 8126
Lineage: Eukaryota; Fungi; Ascomycota; Sordariomycetes; Sordariales; Chaetomiaceae
Exons: 4
Coding region: 167-1777 (536 amino acids)
Biological process (GO): intracellular transport
Cellular component (GO): nuclear pore; cytoplasm
Molecular function (GO): GTPase activator activity
Source: RefSeq, a predicted model, not a curated record